GCAAGGCUUGUUUUGGCUAUUUGUUUCGAUAUCCGGCGAGUGGUAGAACAAGAAAUGUUGGAGUAGCUAGCUGGCUAGCUAACAGCUGGAUAUUCUGUUUCGGAGGUUCAUUAUGUCCAUUUGAUGCCUGGACACAGUGUGUGUGUGCAUGCUUGUGCCGGUGUGGUCAAAACAGUGGAGGACUCAGGGAGUCAAUCUUUGUGGCCAUGGCUGAUGGAAUGAGUGACGAUGACGUCAUUCACCUGGCCAGUUUCAACACACAUCGGAGUCAAGGUAACAGAGCAAGAAAAAGAUUGCAUGCUACAACAGACUUGGCCAUUACAAUAUCUGAUGACUCGGAUGAUGAACCAGUCGCCGUAGCACCUCGGAUUCCAGUUCUGGUCAAUGAUGAAGAAGACGAUGAAGUUAGCAUCUUCGAGCCUCCCGUACCGCUUGCGAAGCAGCUGAUACGACCUGCUGCCAAAUGGGGUGGGGAGCCCUCACAGGGUACAUCCUUCGCAUCGACCCGUAUCCCCGUGGAAACACCUCAAGCCUCAAACGCUCCCCCGCAGACGACGCACCCCACAUCAGGAAACAAAGCCAUACAUGUCUUGAAUGUGGACCACAAUGCUGUACCCUCUACAUCUAGAGACAUUAAAGCCUUCCCUAGACCUCCUUUGCCUACUAAGAACUCUCAGACCCAGUACGUAGCUCCUGCACCUGCACCUGCUGGUCUGUUUGCCCACCAGGCCACCCCGAUUGUAGUUCAACCUGUAGUUCAACCUGUGCUAAGGCCUCCUUUUGAGGGAGUGUAUGGGACUGUGCUUGGUGGCGGGCAUAGUAGGACUGAGGCUGUCACUGCAGUUGCACCCAUUGCCCUCCCUCAGGAAAGACCUGUGACAGCAACAACAGCUGCCGUAGAAGCUGUAGCUGCUGUAGCACCAUGGAAUAUACACGUGCCGUUGAACCCAGUGGUGAUCAUCGCACAAAGGCCGGAGAGAAUUGAGGUCAACCCUGCCCGGCCCGUAGAGCCUCCAGCACAGAUGGACGAUGAGCGGCCCGGGCCCUCUGCACCCAGGGAAGGUCCGGUGGAGCGAUUGCAGACGCAUAUGGCCACCGUACAGAACCUAGUAAAGGAGGUGGUGGACCUUUUCCCCGAUGUGGAGGAAACCUAUUUAACUGACUUGAUCGCAAGGAACGAAGUGAAAGAUUCAAAUACCAUAUGCAAUCUGUUGUUGGAAAACCCCAUUUACCCUAGGAAAGAAAAUGCUGUCCUGGCCCACUCAAGUAGUCUUUUGGAACCAAGUGAAGAAACACAGGAAAGUGAGAACUACUUUGUCUUCUCCAAGCUGACGCAAGUCAGCCCUACGAUCGUGAUGCAGGCCUCAGACAUGCUGAUGAGGGACUUCCGAAUGCUCAGCUGCCAGGACAUCAGGUGGACCCUGAACUCCCUCAAAGGACACUAUGCAAUCACCCGCAAGGCCUUAUUUGAUGCCCUUAAGAAAUGGCAGGAAAAUUCCACAGACCUCGCACAGGCAAGAAAGAGGCGGAGAGAAACGAACGAGCGUCUCUUCAUGGAUUUCAAGUUUGAGCAGGGUUCCUUGAAGCUGGAGAGGCACAUGUACUUUCUGGAGAAGAAGCGUAAAAGCUGGAGCCAGCCAGGGAGUCUGGACCCCUCUCUGACUAAAGAGCUGGAGGCCUACCAGCAGAAAGCCAAGGAGAUGGCUGAGCAUGAAGACUUCUUACUGGCUUUGCAAGUCAAUGAAGAGCAGUACAUAAAGGACGGGCAGCUGAUCGAGUGCGGCUGCUGCUGCGGGGAGUUUGCCUUCGAGGAGAUGACGCAGUGCACGGACGGCCAUCUCUUCUGCAAAGAGUGCCUGGUCAAGUAUGCCCAGGAGGCAGUGUUCGGCUCAGGGAGGUCGGAGCUCAGCUGUAUGGACGGGAGUUGCACGUGUUCAUUCGCUGGAAGUGAGCUAGAGAAAGUUCUACCGGAGAACGUUCUGCUCAAGUACUACGAGCGGCAGGCUGAGGAGGCAGUGGCCGCGACUUGCGGAGACGAGCUGGUCAGGUGUCCUUCCUGUAGCUUCCCGGCUCUCCUGGACAAGGCCGUCUCGCUCUUCAGCUGCCCAAACCCCCGCUGCAGAAAGGAGAGCUGCAGGAAGUGCCAGGUGGUGUGGAAGGACCACGUGGGGAAGACCUGCGAGCAGGUGGUGGAGAGAGACGAGAUCCGGCUGCGGGUGGCUUUCGAGGAGAAGAUGACGGCGGCACGCAUCCGGAAGUGCCACAAGUGCGGGACUGGCCUGGUGAAGGCGGAAGGCUGCAACCGCAUGUCGUGCCGCUGCGGUGCCUUCAUGUGCUACCUCUGCCGCCAGCCCAUCAACGGCUACAACCACUUCUGCCAGCACGCCCGCUCGCCCGGUGCCCCCUGCAGGAACUGCAAGAAGUGCUCCCUCUGGUCGGACCCCACGGAAGAUGACGAGCGGAUCAUUCAGGAGAUCCAGAAGACUGGCGAGGCCGAACUCAACAAAAACUCAGACUCUGCAGGGAAGCGUGUGGGUCCCCCUCCAGAGCCCAUCGCUGCGAAGCGGCCGCGGCCGUCCCUGGCCCCCCACCCUCUCCCCCAGCCGGUACAGCCCCCGCUGCUGGUCCGCCAGGUGAUGCUGCCGGGCCCCCCCCACCGCGGCGUCAUCUUCCACCCUCCCAUCCCGGCCCCGUAUGUGCCCCCCAUGGCCAACCUGCCCCCACACAUCCCCCGCAACAUGCACCUCAACUUCAACCUGCCUAUGCACUAUGGACCCCAUCAGCGCUUCUUCAGGCCUCUAUGAAACACUUCCUGGUGACAUCAUGGGGGUUCUCACUGCUGCCACCCAUAAGCUCUUUGCUUUUUCUACGUUAAAGCCCCCUUUGGCUUUUUCCACGUUAAAGCCAAAGGGGGCUUGGCUUGGUUUUUUUCUACUAAUUUUGUCGAGGGACUGAGAAGCCUGUUACCAGAGGCUGGGAGACAAAGCCGAGUGCCUGUUGGGCUAUUUUCUUUUUUUUUUUUUACAUCGAGUAUAUUUUUGAAAGAAGCACAAACUGUUGAUCUGUUAGAAAAUGAAUAACUUUGUUCAGAAAAAAAUAAAACCUUUGAGGCAAACUGA
Clupea harengus (Atlantic herring) is the source of this 3119-nucleotide messenger RNA. It is a transcript of the gene rnf216, whose product is annotated as ring finger protein 216. Lineage: Eukaryota; Metazoa; Chordata; Actinopteri; Clupeiformes; Clupeidae. Gene Ontology annotation, molecular function: ubiquitin binding. The record is from RefSeq and is a predicted model, not a curated record.